UUUUUUUUUUUUUGAUAUAAAAUGGCAAAAUUGAUUGACUUACCACGAGAAAUAAUAUCGUUGAUUUGUUGCUCAUUAAAGCAAGCUACAAAAUAUACUUGUAUAUUUUUAAAUAAAGAAUUCCAUGAUGCAGCUAUACCUGAGUUAUGGAGAGAACCGAUAUUGUCAUCAACAGAUACACUUAAAAAAUUUAUAAAAUGUUUAGAGUUAUCGAAAUGCCAAAGAGGCGAAUGUGUACGAGUUAUGAAACUAGGCUAUAAAAUCAGUUUAACAGAUGAAGAGCUUAUUAAUUUGCUUCAUUUGAUGCCCAAUUUAGAAGUAUUGGAGUUAAGGAAAGCCGAUACACUAACAGAUAAAAGUCUUAUGCUUGUAUCUCACUAUUGCAAACAGUUAAAGUCGUUUGGAGUCACAGGUGCACUCAUGACCUAUCGUUCAGUUCAUUAUCUAGGUCACUGUAAACAGCUUCGACGACUCACUUUUGCUUGUUGUCAAUAUCUCACUCCCUUUGCUCUUUUACCAUUCGAGCAAUUGAUGAUUGAAUAUUUAGAUAUAUCAGGAUGUAAAUGGUUAAAUCUGAAAGAAACAGCUUAUGAUCUUGGCUGCUUAAACUAUUUAACUCAUCUUAAUCUAGUGUGUUGCAAUACAGUAUCUAAAGAAUUUAUUCAUCAUUUAACUACAUCAAGAGAUGGGAAGCCAUGUUUAUCUAAUUUGCAUGAUUUCUCAAUUACGGGUGGCUCACUUCUUGAUGACGAUGCCAUCAUUCCCUUCAUCAAGACACAUACACAACUGAAGGGUUUAUUUUUAUUAGAAUGUGCUAUUACGGAUCAAACCUUACAAGUCAUUGGCUCACAGUUAACUUUCUUACAUAAUCUGGAUUUAUCCUUUUGUCAUAGACUAACCCCCAACGGUGUUCGUCAACUGAUACGUCAAUGUAAGAACUUGAGAUUAUUGGGUCUCAAAAGCUGUGGUAUGACGCAACAUGAUUUUCCAGAGAUCCCACAUUAUGCCUUUCCUUCUGUUAAUGAAAAUAAUUAUCCUCAUAUCAAUACAUUGGGAUACAUUGAAUUAGCUUACAUUCGAGAAAAGAAUCAUGAAACAUAUGGUUCUAUUCAUACCUUAUAUAUUUAUAUAUAUUUUUAUAUAUAAAAAAGAGAGAAAAAAAAGUCAAUAAACUAUUUCCUAGAUAUAAUAUAAAAGUUUUGUUAAAUUGAAUAAAGCUCCUUAUAUAUAAAUAUUUU
Messenger RNA from Cokeromyces recurvatus, 1238 nucleotides. RefSeq lists its product as uncharacterized. The record is from RefSeq and is a predicted model, not a curated record. Gene Ontology annotation, biological process: SCF-dependent proteasomal ubiquitin-dependent protein catabolic process. The coding region runs from base 22 to 1146 and encodes 374 amino acids. The transcript is spliced from 2 exons. Gene Ontology annotation, cellular component: SCF ubiquitin ligase complex. Lineage: Eukaryota; Fungi; Mucoromycota; Mucoromycetes; Mucorales; Mucoraceae.